AGAUUUGUGGGUACAGAAAGGACACAUCGGAACAUUCAAAAUGACCAGAAAUUUGUUCCCAAUAUCUAUUUAUACAUUCAUUAUCCAUACCAAAACAAAAUCUUUUUGAAAAUAAAUUAAUUCCAAUGUUCAGCUCACCUUCAAGAGUAGGAUCUGUUUCAUGCGUAGUUGAUGUGGGUUGCUCCCAUUCUUCAUUACUAUUUCCUCUUACUAUAAAGCAGCACUCCAUUUCUUUAAAAAGAUUUUGCCAACGAGUUUCUCAUCUCCAACCAACCAAAGCCAUCACCCCAACCACCACCACCCCAAUUCUCAACGACUCUGAAUCUGAUGCUUCCAUUAGACAAUCUCGGAGUUCUGCUGAUUGGAAAGCGGCAAGGGCUUAUAAGGAUAGUGGUUUUGUGUAUGAGGGAAGGGUUGAAGGGUUAAAUGGUGGAGGUUUGCUUGUUCGCUUCUUUUCUCUUGUGGGUUUUCUUCCCUUCCCUCAGUUGAGCCCUUCUCAUUCAUGUGAAGAGCCACACAAAACUAUCCAUGAGGUUGCUAAAGGCUUGACUGGUUCACUUAUAUCUGUUAAGGUCAUCCAAGCAGAUGAGGAGAACAAGAAAUUGAUUUUCUCUGAAAAGGAAGCAGUUUGGACAAAGUAUUCUCAAAGAGUUAAUGUAGAUGAUAUUUUUACAGGAAGGGUGGGUUCUGUUGAGGAUUAUGGUGCUUUCAUUCACUUACGUUUUCCUGAUGGUCUCUAUCAUUUAACUGGACUAGUACAUGUCUCAGAGGUUUCUUGGGAUCUAGUUCAAGACAUCAGAGACAUCCUUAUUGAAGGUGAUGAAGUGAGGGUCAAAGUUAUAAAGAUCGAUUGGGAGAAGUCAAGGAUCACUCUGUCAAUCAAACAGUUGGAAGAAGAUCCACUUCUAGAAACUCUUGACAAAGUAAUUCCACAGGAUACAUCAGUUAACCCUGAUUCUUUGAACGUGAGCUAUAGCAAUUCCAUUGAGCCUCUUCCAGGUCUUGGAGCAAUAUUUGAAGAGCUUCUACGGGAACACGGGUAUUGAUUUACUAUUGCUUGGCUCAAGUUCUGUUCAGGAUUUGGAGAUUUCAUGGGAAAAAUAUAAACCUACAUAUCUGUCUAGCUUUUUAUUUUGUUGAUUUUCAGUGAAAUAAUUACUUCAUUCAUUCCAUUACCGACUUUACCGUCACAGUUCAUU
Molecule: messenger RNA, 1199 nt
Organism: Pistacia vera
Lineage: Eukaryota; Viridiplantae; Streptophyta; Magnoliopsida; Sapindales; Anacardiaceae
Product: 30S ribosomal protein S1-like
Exons: 7
Coding region: 126-1046 (306 amino acids)
Molecular function (GO): nucleic acid binding
Source: RefSeq, a predicted model, not a curated record